CAUGCUAAAAUCCACAACGAGUCUGUUUUUUUCUAGUUUAUUGUUUAUGCCAAUUAAUCGUGUAUUGUACACAUAAUAUUUAUCAUUGGCUUGGAAGCUAGCCGGUGUCAGCUGGUCAAGGGUUAAUGUCAGUUGAUGUUAGUGAAAAUGAAAUUUGGUGGCACUCUCACAAGAUUUAAAUUUUAUCUUAUCUAAAAAAAAAAUAGCAAAAUAAACGUACAAUCGUUCCUUGUUAAUAAUCGCUGAUAGAUUGGUACCAUGUAGCUGACAGUUACUAAGUGAAAUCUGUGAAUGUACACGUUGUUACACAGAACGAGAUCAAUUAAACAAGUCAAUUGAAUAAAAGUUAAUAUUUAACAAUAUUUAUGACAAUUUAUUGAGUAAAGUAUAUUCUCGUUGACGAAAAUGGAGAAGGAACGAUCUCGCGUGUUGGUGCCGGUACUGAUCAGUGCCUGUGCAAUUCCAAUUUCUAUGCUGUUUUGGAUCGUAAACGUAGUUUACUCAACCUUUCAUCCGGAUUCCAAUAAUCACUUUGAAGAAGACUUGGUGAUAUCGCCAUGGAGGUGGUUGGCAGUCGUCGCAAUUCCUACCUUUAUAGCAUUUUGGGGUUUCAGAAAGAAAAGCGUGGAUAUCACUGGCGCUAUUCUUGGAUUUUUCAUGGGUUUUAUUCUGACUCUCACAAGUUACGUUCAUCUGGCUUGUCUGUUCUCAUUCUUUGUUACAUCUUCCAAGGCAACGAAGUUUCGUUCUCACAAGAAAAGAAAAUUUGAAGCAGACUACAAGGAAGGUGGUCAAAGAAAUUGGAUUCAAGUUUUGUGCAAUGGUGGUAUGGCAACACAGUUGGCACUUUUGUACCUAUUGGAUAUAGGUUGUGGAGAACACCCUGUUGAUUUUGAUAAGUAUUAUAGGAGUUCUUGGUUGUCGAUUGGAAUUUUAGGAGCAUUUGCAUGUUGUAAUGGAGAUACUUGGGCUUCAGAGAUUGGAACAGUUAUUGGUAGUAGUGAUCCUUUCUUAGUUACUACAGGAAAAAGAGUACCAAGAGGAACAAACGGUGGUGUAUCCUGGGUAGGUCUUUUGGUUUCCGCACUCGGUGGUUUGACAGUGGGUUUGUUUUAUUACAUUACCGUACUAUAUACUGUAGACUCGGCUGUGCUUCAAUUAGCUGCACCACAAUGGCCAGUUAUACUUGUUGGAUGUCUCGGAGGUCUCCUUGGCAGUAUCAUAGAUUCUAUUUUAGGGGCUACUUUACAAUACUCAGGAAUGAACGAAAACGGAGUAGUGGUGGAACGUCCUGGGAAACGAGUGAAAUACAUUUGCGGUAGACAAAUUUUGGACAAUCACAGUGUCAAUCUUUUGUCAAGCGUCGCCAUAGCAAUUACCUUACCGAAAAUCGCGAAUUUAAUUUGGCCUUAAAAGAAUCUUACAUGCUUUAUUUUUUUGUUACUUUUUUUAUAUAUUACAGUUUAUAAUUACGAUCAUAAAGUGGGGGUAUAUACUUUUCAGAAAAUAAAAUUUCAGUUUAUAUUUAUUGGUGUUUUAAAACCGUCCACGUAGAAUCACGUAUUAAUUAAGACUAAAUAGAAUAAGUUUAGUGAUGAUAUUGUUAAAAUGUUAUUUUUGUUUAUAACAUUAAUAUAUGAAAUAUAUUAUAAAUUAAAGAAUC
Molecule: messenger RNA, 1663 nt
Organism: Megalopta genalis
Lineage: Eukaryota; Metazoa; Arthropoda; Insecta; Hymenoptera; Halictidae
Product: transmembrane protein 19
Cellular component (GO): membrane
Source: RefSeq, a predicted model, not a curated record